Anas platyrhynchos (mallard) is the source of this 6372-nucleotide messenger RNA. RefSeq names its product RNA binding motif protein 6 (gene RBM6). NCBI's taxonomy places the organism in Eukaryota, Metazoa, Chordata, Aves, Anseriformes, Anatidae. The record is from RefSeq and is a predicted model, not a curated record. Gene Ontology annotation, molecular function: RNA binding. Gene Ontology annotation, cellular component: nucleus. Gene Ontology annotation, biological process: mRNA splicing, via spliceosome.
GGGCUGCCGGGAGCCGUAGUGCGGCCGCCGGACUCCAUUUCCCAGCGUGCCGCGGGGUGGGGCAGGGAGGAGGGGGAGCUCCCGGAAGUUCCGGUUCCCCCUCAGCGGAGCGCUGGGCCUGGCGCGGCGGCGGCGGGGAGCAGGUUGUGCUGUCGUGGUGUUCUCAGAGCGAAUUACCCAUUUCUGGAAGCCUACCAGACAAGGGGAACAUGUGGGGAGACCAUCGACAAGGCAACAGAACGGGGUCCUAUCGUGGGAGCCAAGAAGAAAGGUUUGCUCCCGGGUGGAACAGGGAAUAUCCUCCUUCCCUUGAUAGUCUUGCUCAAGAAAGACACUCUGGCAACUUCUCUGGCAGAGAAUCACUUCCUUUUGAUAUCCAGGCACUCGCAGGCCUCCUCAAUCCUCAGUUUGCCAACAGAGAGGAACCUUCUUUCAGCUUUGGAGCCAGAGAUGGACCGCGUAGUGACCUCAGAGGUAGGGAAGGGCACCACGAUUUCAGGGGCAGAGAUUUCCCACCGUCUGACUUUCAGAACAGAGAUGAGUCUCAGAUGGAUUUCAGAGGCAGGGAACCACCCCCUUCUGAGUACAGGGGCAGGGAUAUGUACUCCGGAGACUUCAGGGAGAGAGAAGGGCCACCUAUGGACUACAGGGGUGGGGACGCUCCUUCAGGGGACUACAGGAACAGGGAGACGUUCCGUAUGAACUACAGGGACAGGGAAGCACAUAACGUGGAUUACAGGGGCAGAGAUGAGCCUCCGUCAGACUUCAGGGGGAGGGGGUCUUUUGAUCUGAACUUCAGAGGUCGAGAUGGAUCUCAUUCGGACUUUAGGGCAAGAGACGUGCCUGAGUUAGACUACAGGGGCAGAGACCAUUCCUAUUCCGACUUCAGAAAUAGGGAUGUACCUAAUAUGGACUUCAGGGGUAUGGGCACAUCUGAUCUGGACUUCCGAAACAGAAACGCACCAUCGUCAGAUUUCAGAAAUAGGCACAGGUCUCGGACUGAUCAGGAUUUUAGGAGCAGAGAGAUGGCUCCUCCCAUGGACUUCCCAGAGAGGGAAAUGCCUCCUGUGGAUCAAAGCGUUGUAGAUUUUAGGCGCAACCAGUCUACUGUACCUUUAGCAGAAAGAGAGGGCUCUGGUUUAAGCACCAGCAAGAGAGAGGAGGCUGCGCUUGGUUUAGAUAGAACACCUUUUGGUAGCCAAAAAAGCGAAUUUCAACAUCCGGAAGCACCAGCCAGAGAAGAGGAAUCCCUUGGACUGAAUCUCAAAGAUGACGCUUCACACAAUUUCCAAAACAGCCGUGGACCUCCUCCUACUACCCUUCAGGACCAAGAGGAGCAACCUCAGAGCUUUGCUAACAAGCAACAACAGCAGCAACAGCAGCAGCAGCUUUCUGGGGGGGAUCAGCAAAGAUCUGAUUCUGAUCUUGGGUCGAAAGGUGAAGGAGAUCUGGAUUUCCUGGGACGGCAAGAUACGGACUACAGAAACAUUGAGUAUCGUGAUGUGGAUCACCGGCUGCCAGGGCACCAGAUGUUUGAUUACGAACAUGGCAAGUCCUUUUCAGAAGGAAAACCCGGCAAAGAUUCUAGGCCCUAUAAGAGCCUUCAGGACCAAGAUUACCGGACCUGCCCCAAAUACAUGAAGCCAAGCAAGCUCAUUCGGCUAGGAGGAGUGCCUGAAACUGCCACAAAGGAUGAUAUUCUCAAUGCUUUCCGAGGGCCGGAUGGGACACCUGUGAAGGACUUGCGGCUGAAAGAUUACAGUUCAGGUUACGACUAUGGCUAUGUCUGCGUGGAGUUUUCACUCUUGGAAGAGGCCAUCGGAUGCAUGGAAGCCAACCAGGGAACUCUUUCGAUUGGAGGCAAAGAAGUGACCCUUGAGUACACUCCGUGCCCGGAGUUCUGGCGCUGCAAACGUUGUAAGGUGUGUACUGUGGGCUACAGAUCUUCCUGCUCCUAUUGCAAGCUCCCAAGAGAUGGGAGCAGAGCAGGCCCAGAGUCCAGAGGUGGUUCUGAGGGAGAGGACGCAUCCGCUGAGCAAGAAUUCACAGAGGCAAAGCUUGAAAAACCUGAGCAAGAGUUACCAGCACAACCUGGAUCUCCAAAGCAGCCUGUCCAGCCUUCAGUUCCUGCUCCACAGCAGGAGUGCCAGCCUCAAGAGCAGGAGCCAAGGAAAAGAGAUGAAGGGAGAGAGCGACGGCCCUUGCAGGAGAAGAGAAGGGACAUGGACAGGCACCAGGAGAUGCCUCCUCAGAGAGAAGCAGAGGAAGCCACACCACAGGAAGGUGGAGGAAGCAGAACAAUUAUGCUGAAGCGUAUUACACGAUUCACCCCCCCAGAAGUGAUUGUGGGGCUCCUGGCUCCAUACGUGCAGAUCUCCACGUCCAGAGUGCGCAUCAUGAAGAACAAAGCUGGCCGGAUGGGGCAGACCUAUGGCUUCAUUGAACUGGACUCACAUGCUGAGGCACUGAGGGUGCUAAAGAUACUGCAGAAUCUGGAUCCCCCUAUGUGCAUUGAUGGUCGUACGGUGGAAGUGAAUCUUGCUACUGGGAGGAGAAGCAGGAAUGACUACGGGGAGCACAGUGACAAUUCCUACUAUGGACAGGGCAGAAGGGGCAUGAGAGACAGGAGGGGCAACGAAUCACAGAGACGCACCAGAGCACAGUCUCCAUCAGAUGUGUCCACAUACAUUUACGAUCCUGAAACUGGGAAUUACUACGAUCCCAUAGCUGGGACAUACUACGACCCCAGGACUCAGAGAGAAGUCACGAUAGACCGAGAAGCCUGCUCAUCACCUGUAGAGAACAAAAGGCGGCGACAUGGAAGCCAAGAAUGGACAAAUGAAAGGAAGGAACCAUACAACAGAGACAACAGGGACAACAGGGACAAAAAGGAGAAAGGGAAAAAUACUUCUGCUAAGAAUGAGCCUGGAGAGGAGAGGUUCUUCACAGAAGAUGUCUUCAAAAAGCCAUUACCACCCUCUGUGAAAAAGGACGAAAGUGCAAGCUUGAAUGAGUCUGGAGAGGAGAAGUUCUCUGCAGAAGACGUCUUUAAGAAACCAUUACCUCCCUCUGUGAAGAAGGAUGAGAGUGCAGCCCCGCCCAAGGUGGUGAACCCUCUGAUAGGUCUUCUGGGAGAGUACGGAGGAGACAGUGACAACGAAGAGGAGGAGGAAGAGGAGGAACAGGCGCAGUGGCUGCCACCUCCCCACCCACCAGCACAGCGCGAGGAGCAGCAGAGGAAGGCCAAGGUGAACGACGACAAGCUGACUGACUGGAACAAGCUGGCUUGCUUGCUGUGCAGGAGGCAGUUUCCCAACAAGGAAGUGCUCAUCAAGCACCAGCAGCUCUCCAACCUGCACAAGCAAAACCUGGAGAUACACAUGAAGAUCAAACGAUCUGAGCAGGAACUGGCAUAUUUGGAGAAGAGAGAGCGUGAGGGGAGAUACAAAGACAAAGGAAAUGACCGAAGGGAGAAGUUCCAGCAAAUGGAUUCACCAGAGAGGAAACGACUCAGAUAUGACCGGGACUCAGAGAGUGACUACGAUCCAAGGAUUGACAGUAACAACAAAGGAAACCGAAUGUUGCAGUCCACAGGGUGGACGAAAGGCCUUGGCUACAACCAGCAGGGUACAGCCUCACCAAUGGAGGUGGAAAAUCGGAAGAAGGGACCUGGCUUGGGGGCCCAAGGGAAGCCCAACAAGAGGCAGUCCAACGAGACUUACCGAGAUGCUGUCAGGAGAGUCAUGUUUGCCCGCUACAAGGAACUUGAGUGAAUGGUGCAGAAAACCCCAAGCCUGUCUCUCUCCAUCUCUGUCUCUUUCUCUGUGUCAUGUUCUUUUUUUUUUUUUUUUUUUUUUUUGAAUUGUUACAGGUUUUGCUGCUAGAUUUUUUUUAAUAAAACUGAAAAUUUGUCAGUGCUUGUCUCUUGCCUGAAAUGGCAUGUUUGAAAGGAUGUGUUGCUUUGGAAGAUUCCCCAUCAUGUUUUGCUGUCUGCUGACAAGGUCCCUGGGGCUUGUGGCCAUGUCAGGGUCAGGCGCUCCUGGUGCCACGUACUCUUGGGUCAAGAAGUGAGCAGAGAGCAGAAGAAAGCCUCAAGGCCUGGGAGGAAGUUGGGAGCAGGAGCAACUUGUGUGGGAUUCAUCCCAGUUUUUAGCAAGGACAGUUGGGUUCGAUUGGUAGCAAUUUAGCUUCACAGCUGAAGCUCUGGUUAAUGCUGGGCGUCAUCUGGGCUUCCCAACCCUUCUUCCCUGGGGAAGGGCUGGAUCUGUUGGCAGCACCACUGGGGGACUUUGUGGGGAUGUAGAUAGCCCUGCUGCUCCGUCAUGGUGGGGGACAGUUUGAUAGCAGAGUGUUUGGUAGGGGAAAGGCUGUUUUGGGCAAGUGCUCACACAGCCCCGGGAGGCACAGAGGCAGCUCCUUGGGCAGGGCUGUGUCACAGGGAGGGUUUGGCUGAAGCAGGAUGGAAGCUGUGUGUGUGUGUGUGUGUGUGUGUGAGCUCAGCAGGGACCAGAGGUGAGGAGGCUGAGUGUGCUCUGCACAGGUAAGGGUGGUGCUGGUGGCCAGCAGGAGCAGCCCAUGUGCCAGAGCAGCAGGAGGGUGGUGACGGAGCUGCCCCGGCCUGCACACUGCUUCCCUGUGUGCCCAGCAGAGAGCCAGCCCGAACGUUGCUUUCAAAUAUCCCAAAGCAAGGAAAACCAGAGAUGUGUGGAAGCUGAAGACAGCAAGAUUUGGAGGUAAAGGGCUGCCUCCAACACCUGACAGCUUCUAAAGAGAGCAGAAGACCUGUCCAAGCUUCGUUUCUUUGUCUCCAACACAGGCAACCCCAGGAAGUGUGGAGCUCUUACUCAGUGGCACCCCAAUUCUCAGUGCUGCACCCAGCAAGGGAGGAUGUGGGGAUCCCCGUCGUGGUUCUGGUGAGUACGUGGUGUGAGGGGGGGAGUGUGUGUGCCCAGGGCAAGUCACAUUGUUCAGACAGGACUUGUAGACAGCCCUCCCCUGCCACAAAGCCCGUCUGUGCUCUGUCUAGGCACUUCAUGCAAACCCAGCGAGAGAUCAGGAGGCUCUGGGUGAUGGCGAUGAUAAUGCUUCAGGUGGGGAGGUGGGCAAUGGUCCUGACUCACGGGACGCCGAUAGCCCUGUUAGAGUGGAAACAGUGAGGAAGCGUCCCAAACUAGAGCCUGAAUGAGUAAUGCAAAACCUCAGAAGUGUAGCAACCCUUCUAGCUCUCUCCAGAUGAUGGUGAAGGAUUUGGGAAAACACGCUGGGCGUGACCUGGCCGAGUGGCUCCCUCGAGUGUCUGCAGUGAGGGUUGCAGAGAUCUGAGAUGUGGGACAGCCAAAAAGGUGUGUGCACAGCCCUGCCGUGGGGUGUGGCGGUAAGAACAUGGCCUUGGUGGUGAUGUCUGGGUGAAUUCAUAGCCGCAGAAAGCUUUUUAUGAGCUAUUGGCAGCAACUUCAGAUGCUGGGUAUCUGAGUCACCGGGUGCUCCCAGCUCGGCAAAGCCCAGGUGAGUCUGAGUUACAUGCAGGUGUUCAGAUAAAACAUAAACGUAACAGCAGUUUUGCCAGGACUCAAGUUAGAAACAAGACAAGAGUAGGAACAGACUGCACGGAAAAGGGGGAAAAAAAAUCUAAUUUCACAGUGUGCCUGUCUCCAGUCAAGAAUCUCCUUUUCUCUCGUUGGAGGUAGAUCUGCAUCCUGGUUUUUAUGUUCAUCAUAGAAAUAGUGCGGAUGUGCCAGCUUCCAUUCCUGUGAGGAUCAUAGUUAAAUGACUAUGGGAAAUUAUGGAUAUUGCUUGUGCCUAAAGAUGUUGGAGCAAUACCGUGUUACUAACAGAAGUUUGUGAUUUCCAGGGGCUGUGCCAUGCGUGGCUUGAAAACAACAGUCGCCUGGACAACCUCAUGGAAAAUCAAGCUACAUUUGAUAUUGUCAUAUUUCCUCUGGAUUCCUCUUCCCCACGAAAACCCAGCGGGUGUCUCUGUGUAAUAAUUCCCUUGAAGGGCUGUGUUUGUGUGCAUUAAUGUGUGUAUGUGAGCAUGAAACAUGCCUUCUGCAUCGUAAUGCAUCAGCUGUGCAAUACCCAGCUUUAUGGAACGUAGGGGAGCCCUCCGCUGGCGUUAGGAUGAGAUGGCUGGGACAAGGUUAUUAAUGAAUGGGAACAAAUAGAUCAAGAAGCCAAAAGCAUUAAAAAGAGGCACAAAGCCAAAAAAAAAAAAAAAAAAAAAGAAUUGUAACGUUAAAACAACAGCCUAGGUGAUGUAGAAACCUCAGCUAUCCCUGGCAGGGUGUCUUUGAUGUCUUUGAUAUUUUUGAUACCAUUUAUAUAUAUUUAUAUUUAAUGAAUGCACCUAAAGCCACAGCUGGUUUGCAACUA